Messenger RNA from Nothobranchius furzeri (turquoise killifish), 896 nucleotides. RefSeq names its product neuropeptide B (gene npb). The record is from RefSeq and is a predicted model, not a curated record. Gene Ontology annotation, biological process: feeding behavior; G protein-coupled receptor signaling pathway. Gene Ontology annotation, molecular function: G protein-coupled receptor binding. Lineage: Eukaryota; Metazoa; Chordata; Actinopteri; Cyprinodontiformes; Nothobranchiidae.
ACACACACACACUCCAUGAAAUCAAUUAGGAUUGUUUUCCUCCCAUGUUAGGAUCUUCAUCCGCCCACCUCGGCUCUGAUUUGACAAAUAUCUGGUGUCAUAAUGCCUCACCCUACCGGCCUAUAUAAGAAACACAAAGUUCUGCAGGAGUCCAGAAAAACGAAGAGCGCAAACCCGAGAAGCCGCGUUUUCCAGUGCGUAAAGAGCGUGCGUAAAGACGAUCCCAAGCAUGGAGAGGUCAGCCAGGUUCGCCGUGGUAUGCGUCGGAGUGUCUCUGCUCAUCUCCUGCCAGUCAGCGGAAGCCUGGUACAAGCAGUCGACUGGACCCAGUUACUACUCGGUGGGUCGCGCCUCCGGUCUGCUGUCCGGUAUCAGGAGGUCACCGUACGUGCGGAGAGCCGAGACCGAGGAGGCGGUGGCGGACAGCGGCGAGGUUGCAGGUAACGUGAUGUCAGAGACUAACAGGCAAGUCUCCAUCCUCAAAAACAUGGACAUCUGUCUGAAGGACAUCUCUCCAAACCUGAAGAGCUGCGAGCUGCUGCAGGACGGUUCGGGCACCUUCCAGUGUAAGGCGGACGUCUUCCUCACCCUGGACUCCCUGGACUGCCUGUCCGCGUGAGCCUGCUCAGGCAGCGCGCGGAUAGAAGUUUACCGGGAAAAAGAGAAUUCCCCAAACAGAGGAGGGAUGUGGGGUUAGGGAGGACGUAGUUGGCACCGGGGGAAAAAACGGGUUUUCCACAGAUGGACGGCUGCGGAUUCCGGAUAUUAAAGACAGAAACUUGUCAUAUAUUAUUAAUGCAAGAAAGUUAAACUCUGUUAAUUUGUGUCCUCAAACUGCGUUCCCUGGAAAUGACCUGUAUUUAUUUAUUUAUUUAAACAAAUAAACACAAAUACCA